AUGGCUCUGGGUACCAGAGAUUGCAUCUCGGCGUGGGCGACGUGGGAGGAGAGCGUCAGCAGCAGAGAACUGGCUGCCGGGCCGGGCCCGCCAUCCCCACUCACCAGUCCCGGGUCUCUCCUCCCCGUCAGUGCGAGGACCGUUUGCCGGGGCGGCCACAAUGAGCCUCCAGAGCCGGCCGGCCACCAAUGGCGGAACGCCGGCUCCCGGCCGCUGCGCCUGCGCACACGGAACCUCGUUCCCGGACUACAGUUCCCGGCGUCCCGUCGGGCCGGCGGUGCGCAGGGCGGGGCAGCGUGGGCACGUACUUCAGCGAGGGGCGGCUUGGCGCGCUACCGUAAGUCCUGUGCCCGCAGAGUGCUUCCCGCUUUCCCUUUCUGUGCCUACGCUCUCCCCGCGAGCCGGGGCUCUUCUGGUUUCCCAGGGUUUCGGGACCCACCUCCUGCUUUUGGUCUCCUCAUCCCUUCCAGGCGUGCUCGUGGGCGUGGUCUCGGAGCCUGUUCCUGCCCUCCAGGAGGCCACAACCUAGCACCGGGAGACACUGCGCUACAGAUGGGUCGUAGAGGAAGUAAGAGGGGAAGCCCCCAGAAGCCCGGGAGGGCUUCCUGCAGAAGAGGGGAGCCGCCGUCUGCCAGCAGUUACCUGCACUCUUUUUGCCGAGAGUCGAGGACCAAAGGGGGAAUGUUUGAGAGACCUUGCAAAGGGGGAAUCCCCGCUGACUUGUGUUUCCUUGAGGUGGAAGAUGUCACAUGCUGUAGUUUUUCCAUUGUAUUUCUUUUUCUUUCUUUUCUUCCUUCCUUCCUUCCUUUUUUGCUGCUGAGGCAAUUGGGAUUAAGUGACUUCCUGUACAGCUAGGAAGUGUGAAGUGUCUGAG
Messenger RNA from Sarcophilus harrisii (Tasmanian devil), 874 nucleotides. RefSeq lists its product as uncharacterized. Lineage: Eukaryota; Metazoa; Chordata; Mammalia; Dasyuromorphia; Dasyuridae. The transcript is spliced from 3 exons. The record is from RefSeq and is a predicted model, not a curated record. Bases 1 to 855 code for a protein of 284 amino acids.